Hydra vulgaris (swiftwater hydra) is the source of this 6140-nucleotide messenger RNA. Its product is annotated as interaptin. Gene Ontology annotation, molecular function: actin filament binding. The record is from RefSeq and is a predicted model, not a curated record. Gene Ontology annotation, biological process: muscle cell development; actin cytoskeleton organization. Gene Ontology annotation, cellular component: plasma membrane; cell projection; Z disc. NCBI's taxonomy places the organism in Eukaryota, Metazoa, Cnidaria, Hydrozoa, Anthoathecata, Hydridae.
GAAAGUUAAAAACUUUCAAGUUUUAAAUAUAUAAAGAUGUAUUUCUUUUGUGAGCAAUAUUUUUAAUUUCUUCUAAAAAUGAAUGAAGAAACAGGAAUAGGAAAACUAAUACAUGAUGGAUUAGAUAACGUUGCUCUUUAUCAUGGCUUUUACACUAAAUUUAAACAAAUCUGAGUUUGAUGCAACUCUUCAAAUAAAGGCAGUUGAACGGCAAGAGUUCCAGAGGCGUGUAUUCCAAAAUUGGAUUAAUAGCAGGCUGAAAAAUUACCCAGAUUCUGUUCAAGUAAAUGACUUGUUUAAAGAUUUAAGAGAUGGAACAACCUUACUGAAAUUAUUGGAAGUCCUCACUGGAAAAAAACUGAAACCUGUUAAAGGAAACAUGAGACUUCAUCACGUUAAUAACCACAACAAUGCACUAAAUGUCUUAAAAGAAUACAAUGUGAAGUUGAUUGGAAUACAUGCCAAUAGCUUAGCAGAUGGGGAUCAGCUGACAACAAUGGGCUUAUGUUGGAAUAUAAUGUAUAGAUUCCAGAUUGUUGAAGCUAUGAAAGGUGGCGACAGUAAAAAUGCAGAAAAAGAAUUGCUUGAUUGGUGUCAAUAUAUACUUAAAAGUUUUGCUGGUAUAGAAAUAAAUAGCUUUCAGCCAAGUAAAUGGAAAGAUGGUUAUGCAUUGAAUGGAAUUAUUCAUUCAUUUCAACCGAGUUUAUUUAACAUGAAUGAUCUAUCAAAAAUGGGAGAUGCUGCUCGUAUAGAAAAUGCCAUUUACCAUGCAAAGCAUACUUUUGGUGUGGAGCCUGUUUUUGAGCCAAACGAUAUGAUAAGCGACUUAGUUGAUAGUAAGAGCUUUGUGAUUUAUAUCAGUCAGUUGUAUAUGGUACUAAGUAGUCUUACCCCAUCCUCCAAAAAUGAUGAAAGUCUAAGUAAGGUGGAAAAAGCAAUAUUGGAUGAAUUACAAUUUUUGUCAAGCAAGCACGAUUCAACUUUGCUACAAGCUCUUCAGAAUCCAACACUUAAAGACUUAAAGAAACGAUACAGAAAUUAUAAUGUAUUCUUUAAAGAGCUUGAAGCUGCAACUGAAAGAAUUAACUCUGUUAAAGUGGACUAUGAAUGUAUUAUGCAAUCAAAUAAUAUUGCAAGUGUAGAUAAGGAGAAUGUAACAUUAUCAUUUGAAAAAUUGAUUAAUACUUAUAAAACAUUGCAAUCAAAUGCUCAAGUUGCACGCAAUGCUGUUCAAUCGAAAUUAGUAAGUCAUCUGAUAGAACAGUUUGAUCAAGUUUUUGAAGUAAUCAAGCAGGUGAAACAUGAUCAUGAUAAUAUCUCUAAAACAUUAAAUGAUGAACAUUCAUUGUUAAGUGAAGUGCAAGAAAAAAAUGUUUUGUGUGAGAAAACUAUUGCAGUUUUAUCAGAAAUGAAACCUUUAGUGAAAUCUUUAAAUGAUCUUAGUGAACAACUUUCUCGUGACCUAUCAAUAAAUGAACCUGUUAAAAAGAAGUUACAUAUGGCAGGCAACAAUGUUCAAAAUGAGUUUGAAAUUCUCAUUGUUUCUUUGCAAAAGCUAUUAGAAAGGUCUCAGAAGGUUCUUGAUGAAAAAAAGUUUAAAGAUAAGAUGAAAAACUGGCUUUCUGGAAUCCAGUCUCUUCAAAUAUGGCUAAAGCAGUCACUGCAGCUCAAGAUAGACUUUAACUCUGAACAACUUGAUAAUGAAUUAAACAAAAUCAAAGCUUGCUUAUCUGAUGUUGAUUCAAAGUGGAACGAUUUUUUAAAGUUAACAACAGAGUGGAAUGAAACACUUUGUGACAUAGUAAAAAAUAAUGAUUAUGCUGUCAUGCAAGAAGAUGUGCAGAAGGAUUUUGCUGAUUUACAUAAAAUGCUUGUUCAUUCGAAUAACCAGUGUGAAAUGAUGAUCAGUGAGAACCUGAUAAAAGAUCAAAGCAAUAUUUUGCAAGAAUGGAAGAGUUUUUUUAAUCCAAUGUAUGAAGAAAUAAAUCUACUUGUGAAUAGCUUAGUUAAGCAUCCGAUGGAAAUGGAUAUCAUAUCAGCUAAACGUAGAAAACAAAAUAUAAAGGAGUAUGAAAAUAAAAUAAGCAAUUACAUGAAAGAAAUAGAACUUUUAAAGGAAAGAAAGUUACGUAUUAUAAAACAGAAAGGAUUUUCUGUUGAAAUUGAAAGUACUAUUGAAAAGGAUAUUGAAGUAGUUCAAAGUUUACUUUUAAACGUCAAAGUUGCAGUUAAAGAAUUCAAUAAACUCUUUUUGGAUGAUUACCAAAAACUUAAAAAAAGGGAAAACAAUUUGUUUGGUAACUUUGUGAAAAAAUAUGAAAUCGUAAUGUUAUGGAUUCAAGAAAAUGAGGCUAACAUUGAAAAAUUUAUGUCAAUGGAAAACAUUUUUGAUUGCUCAAAAGAGGUACAAAGUCUUUUAGAAGAAAUAAUGAAAUACCAUGAAAAAAUUGAAAGUAUUCUGAAUGAGGGCAAUCAAGCAUUGAAAUCAAAUUUUUUUGGGAAAAGUAAAUCUGAAAAAGUCAAUCUUCAGAUGUCAUCUCUUGCAAAGAACUGGGAUAAGUUGGCAGAUUCAGUUAGUUUAUUGGAGCAAAAAUACAUUUCUGCUAUGAAUGAGAAAUCGCAUUUGUCAACCUUCAAAAACAAAACAAACACUUUAAUGUGUUAUGUUGAAGAAAAAAUACAAAUAUUCCACCAAAUUGGAAAAGAAGCAGAUCCUAAAAUAGCAUUAGCUUGUUUAGAGAAUCUGAUUGCAGAGUUAAAAGAAAAAGAUGCAGAAUUUAAAAGAGCCAAUGUUGAUCUUGAUGCUACAUUAAAAAACAAUAACUUUAGUAAAACGUUUUUAUUACUUGUAAAUACUGAACUAUCAUCUGUUGACAAAAGUUGGCAAAGUCUAUGUGGAGAAGUUCAAAGCGCUAUUAUACGUCUGAAGGCUGUUUGUGAGAGAGAAAGUGAUUUAGAAAAACAAACAAUGAAAGGCUGGUCAAAGAUGGCUCAUUUUAUUAAUGAUUGGUUAGAACAUGCAGAAAUUUUACUUGAAACAUAUUCACAACUGCCCAAUGAUUUGGAAAGUUUGACCAAUACUAUGCAGAAGUUUGAGGAAGUUCUAAUAAAUUUAACAACAGAGGAAAAGAAAGUAGAUGAACAAUUAGAUUAUGGAGAACUAUUGAUUCAAAACAAAAGUUUUAAGCAAUCCAACAUAAAUGAAAUCACUGAUAAUAUCAAUAGCUUUAAAACUCGAAAGCAAUCUGUCAAAAAAAAUAUCCAGUGCCAACAAUCUCGUAUAAAAGAACUUUUGGAAGAACUGAAGGCUAUAGAAAAUGCAGAAUUUACCUCGUGGGUGCAACAAGCCAAUAUUGUAAAGCAAAAGUUAGAAGAAUUUGAUACUAAAGAAAAAGAAGUACAAACUAUUAGUGAUGCCAGAAAAGCUGCUGAUGAUCAGAAGGAAAUUAUCUGCAGGUUAUCUUCUUGUGAAGCUGAUAUGAAUGCUUUAUUUAUAUAUGGAAAUGCUCUGCUGAAAAACAAGAAAUUUGGGGAAGAAAAAAGCUUCGCUUUGAAUAAAGAAACAAAUGAAAUAAAAGAACACUGGGAUGAGCUUAAUAAAACUCUUUCUACAAUUAAUGCAAAUUAUGAAAAAAAGCUUCAACUACUGCAUUUACAAGCCAACAAUAAAGUCAUCAGUUUAGUUGAUAAGCUAAAUGCUUCGUGUAGUUGGUUGGACUUUGUUAAAGCACAGGUUGACAAUCUUAUAAGUAGAAAGACAAACAAAGUUUCUGUCCUUUUGAGUCAAGAACAUGCUUUAAAGAAACAUUUCUCUGAUCUGGACUCAAAAGCAAAUGAAUUUGAAGCUAUUGUAAAAUUAGCAGACAGUGUUUUAAUAGAAAUUACAGCAAACAACUUAAAUAAUCAAGAAGUUGAGCAACAUUUGCAUCAAUUCAAAGGAAAAUGGAGUAACUUAGUUGAUCAGCUUGAUUCUCAAUUUAGAAGUUUGUAUGAUAAGAUUAACAGUUUACUGGAUGAUAAAAAGGGACAAAUUUUUAAAAUGCUGCACUUGUUAAAAGAUAAUUUAAAUGAAACACAGCUCAACAACGAUAAGCAAAAUAUCAAAAGAAAUAUUAAUAAAAUAGAGAAUUGGUUAAGCGAAAUUGAGAAACAGAAAGAAAAGUUAGAAGAUCUAAAUGGUUUUGUUAAUGAAAUAUGUCAUUUUUUACCAAAUGGGACAAAACAGAUUAUUGAUAGUGCAUUUGAAAACUUGGAUCAUUCUAAAACUGUUUAUGAAAAAGUUUUUGAAAGGUUUAAUGUUUUAAUGCUGCAAUUGAUUAGCCAAAGAUUACAACUAAGUGGCACUGCGAUUCAAGAAAUAACAGUAGAGGCUGCAAAUCUAGAAAAGAAAGAAUUUAUUAGGUUCGAAGAUACUGCUGGUUUGUUAAUAAAUUUAAAGAAUGUUGUGUACAAAGGUGACCAAAUCAAGUUUGAAUUAGACUUAGUUACAGAUCAACUUACUGAGCUUAAGGAGUGUGGUGCAUUAGAUGCUCUUAAAUAUCAAAAAAUGACUCAACAAAAAAGAGAAUUAUCAAAUGAAAUGCAGUUGUUAUCAUCCAAAUUUUUUAUUCAAAAAGAGAAGUAUUUGAGUUUCAUAAACAACUUGGUUCUCAAAAAACUGGAUGAUUUUUCUGCGUGGUUGCCAAUCAUAAAAAAGCAAAGCUACGAAAACAUCAAAAUAAAUGCAUCAGACAUAACUGUUUUGAAAAAUCAGCUAAAUGAGAUGAAGGAAAUAGAACAACAAAUUGAUGAAAAGUCUUUUAAUUCAAUUUUGUUCAACAAAGAUGUUUCAAUAAAUGAUGUUUUGAAUGAGAGUUUAAUCAAUCAAGUGAACUUUGCUGUUGAAGAAUGGAAUUAUGUUCAGCAAUGGGCAAAUAAAAGGAAAGAACUGUUACUUUAUGGUCUUCAAAAAUGGGAGGAAUUUAUGCAAUGUAAAAAAGAUUUACUGGAUUAUCUACAAGAAAAUGAAAAAGAUUUAUUGUUAUGGAACCAAUUGGAUUUAAAUGACGCGUCUAAUGUUGAAGCAAAGUUAAAUAUGCUUGAAAACAUUACUAACGCUAUGCAACGAAGACGAGAACAUGUUAUAAAUUUUAAUAAAGUAGCUGAUGACUUGUUGGUUAUAAUUGGUGAUGAUAUGAAUGAGAUAAAUAGCGUUCUUUCUCAAGUUGCUGAUGUUCACGAUUUCUGGAACAGAAUGGUUAAAAACUCUAUUGGUAACAGUAAAAAGUUGCAAAAGUCUCGCCAAAUGGUAAUUGAACUAGAGCAAGGUAUUAAUGUUGUUGAUACAUGGCUGACAUUGACAUCAUCUUUGUUAGAAAUAGUAACUGAAAACCUGGAGAUAGCGCAAUUAGAAGCUAUUUUAAUAGAGAUUAAGGAGAAAGACAGUGAAAGGAACAAAAUCAAGGAAUGUCUUGAGUCUGUUAGCGACUGGUAUGCUCAACUCGAUGGAAACGAUGAUACGCGAUCCCAUUUUUCUGUUCGCAAAAAUAUUAAAGAAUUAGAUGAUGAAUUUACAGACGUUAUUGAAAAAAUUAAUAAUCUGAACAACUUAAAAGGAAAAGGUAAAUUGUUGUGGUAUCGUUUAAAAGGAAACUUUAAUAAUACUAAUGACUCAAAUCCAAUAGCCUCCAAUAAGGAGGGUGGAACAACGAUGUUUGGACGUUUAGUUGAAAGAACCGUUUCAUUAUUUAAAACUGAAAAAAAAGUGACACCAGUUACCGAAGAAUAAUAAUUAUUAUGUUUUAAUGCAACAGCAUCGCAUUUUGCUACCCAUAAUAAUAAUUACUUGCUUUUUUAGUCAGAAAAAACUAUUUUUUUCGCUUUAUUUAUGUAUAAAUAAACUAACAAAUUUUAGGCAGAAAUCCUUUUUUGUAUAUAACUAAUAAAUAAUAGAAAAAAUUGUUUUGUCGCCUCUCUUUUUUUUAAGCAUUUUAUCUGCAUCGAAUAUAGUGUAAAUAUGUAAAAUAUAUUUUGAAAUCAAUGGUGUUAAAUUUUCAUGAAGCAGAUAUGGGUGAAUAUAUUUUAGGUUUUACCUUAUGUAUAUUUAUUUUGAAACGACCAAGUGUUAAGAAUAAAAAAAAUAUUUCAAUUUUAUGGUGAAA